GAGUGAAGAGCGUUCAGUAGUCGGAGAGGAGACCGCCGCAGUGUGUGCACAAUAGGGAACAGAUAUCACUGGAGCGAGAGAGAGACGGGAGAAAGUCAGAUAACAGUGGCUGUUUGAUAAUAGGCAUAAUUAGGAUGAGCUCAUGACAAAAUGCAUCGAUUAGAUGCAUGGUACGGAUUAUGAUGGUUUAAAAUUGAUAUGCAUUUAGAGUAAUCUCCUCAUCACUUAAAUAGCACUCUGCAUCAUUGGAAUGUGCACUGCUACCAUAACCGGACGCAUCUGAAGUAGCCCAGAGCUUGUUGAUUUGGCACUGAAGACAGGCUUUUGGGGGUAAUCAGACCUGCAUUAACCAUCACAAACAAGAUGGUCCACGGUUGACGGGACUACUAAAAGGCACCUUUUUUCUCCAAAAGCCUUAUACAUUUUGGGAACUUUCCUUGGACUAGUGGUAAUGGGAAUUGAUGCGUUAAAUAAAAAAGGAUAAGAUUUUUUCCCAAGUGCACUUGUUCUUUGGCGAUGAUUGUGCUAUUCCUUCUUCUGUGUAUUACGGAUGGAGUGGUCUCGCAGAUACGCUACUCUGUGCCGGAGGAGGCAGAUCACGGCACAUUCGUGGGGAAUAUCGCGGAGGACCUGGGACUGGACAUGACCAAAAUCGCCUCGCGCCGCUUCCAGGUGGUGCCCAGCUCGCGGACGCCGUACCUGGAAGUGAACAUGGAGAACGGGAUUCUGUUCGUCAACGAAAGAAUUGACCGGGAGCAGAUCUGUAAGCGGAGUGCCAGCUGCCUAUUACACCUUGAAGUGUUUCUGGAGAACCCACUCGAGCUGUUCCGCGUCGAGAUAGAGGUCGUGGAUAUCAAUGACAAUCCGCCCAGCUUCCCGGAGACCGACAUCACCGUGGAGAUUUCAGAGAGCGCUACCCCCGGUACCCGGUUCCCUCUGGAGAGUGCAUUCGAUCCGGACGUGGGCUCCAACGCCCUGCGCACAUACGACAUCACCACCAAUAACUACUUCUACUUGGAUGUGCAGACGCAGACCGACGGGAACAAAUUCGCGGAGCUGGUGUUGGAGAAGCCGCUGGACAGGGAGCAGCAGGCGGCCCACAGGUACGUGCUGACUGCGGUGGACGGGGGGCAGCCUCCCAGGACAGGCACUGCUCUGCUGGUGGUCAAAGUGCUGGAUUCUAACGACAACGUGCCCGUGUUUGACCAGCCGGUGUAUUCGGUGAGCCUUCAGGAGAACGCACCGGUGGGGACCCUCGUUAUCCAGCUGAACGCCACCGACUUGGACGAGGGGCAGAACGGGGAGAUAGUGUAUUCAUUCAGCAACCACAUCUCCAGCCGUGUCAAGGAUCUGUUCGCCAUAGAUGCACGUACUGGACGAAUCGAGGUGCGCGGCGAGGUGGAUUUUGAGGAGAGCAGCAUAUAUCAAAUAUUCGUUCAGGCGAAAGAUCUCGGACCCAAUGCCGUGGCUGCACACUGUAAAGUUCUGGUGAAAGUGACAGACGUAAAUGAUAAUGCUCCUGAUAUCACCUUUAGCACCGUGACCGAGUCGGUGAGCGAGAGGGCAGCCCCGGGUACCGUUAUAGCCCUGCUGAGCGUGACGGACAAGGAUGCUGAGGAAAACGGAAAGAUUCAUGUUGAAAUCCUCGGUGAUGUCCCGUUCAAACUCAAACCCUCCUUUAGGAACUAUUUCACCAUUGUAACAGACGGACCUCUAAAUAGGGAGAAUGCUGACACUUAUUCAGUGACUGUAGUUGCCAAGGAUACAGGGACCCCUUCCCUCGCCACCAGUAAAUCAAUAAAAGUGCAAGUGUCGGAUGAAAAUGACAAUGCGCCAACGUUUACGCAGCCCAUAUAUGAUGUUUAUGUGACUGAAAACAAUGUGCCAGGUGCUUAUAUCCACGCUGUGACCGCUUUGGACCCAGACGUUGGACAGAACGCUCUCAUUAGUUACUCCAUAAUGGAUUGUGAUAUUCAGGGUAUGUCUGUGAAAACAUAUGUGUCAAUCAACGAGGAAACGGGCUACCUUUACGCACUCAGAUCAUUCGAUUACGAGCAACUUAAAGACUUCACUUUCAUGGUUCAGGCGAAAGAUGCAGGUAGCCCCGAGCUCUCCUCGAACGCCACGAUCAAAGUGAUCAUCGUUGACCAGAAUGACAACCCUCCCUCCGUUAUUGCUCCUCUGGGUAAAAAUGGCACCGCGAGAGAGCCUCUGCCCCGCUCCGCCGAGCCUGGCUACCUGGUGACCCGUAUCGUCUCCAUGGACGCAGAUGAUGGCGAGAACGCACGGCUCUCCUACAGCAUCCAGAGAGGGAACGAGAACGGCAUGUUCCGUAUGGACUGGAGGACAGGAGAGCUGCGCACUGCCAGGCGCGUCUCAACCAAGCGGGACCCGAACCAGAUGUAUGACCUGUUGAUAGAGGUGAGGGACCACGGCCAGCCACCCCUCUCCUCCACGGCCAGUGUGUUCGUGGUGCUGGUGGACAGUGUGGUGGAGGACCACCGGGAGAGGGGCACCGCCAAGUCCAAGGAGAUCACUCUGGACCUCACCCUCAUCCUCAUCAUCGCCCUGGGCUCCGUCUCCUUCAUCUUUCUCCUGGCUAUGAUCGUGCUGGCCGUGCGCUGCCAGAAGGACAAAAAGCUAAAUAUCUACACGUGCCUCACCAGUGAUUGCUGCCUCGGGUGGGCCACAUGCUGCAGCAGGCAUGCGCGAGCCCGCAAGAAAAAGCUCAGCAAGUCUGAUAUCAUGCUGGUGCAGAGCGCCAACGUCACCGGGGCCGGUACAGCCCAAGUGCCCGUGGAAGAGUCAGGGAGCUUCGGCUCUCACCACCAAAACCAGAACUAUUGCUACCAGGUAUGUCUGACUCCGGAGUCGGCCAAAACCGACCUCAUGUUCCUAAAGCCCUGUAGCCCAUCUAGGAGCACAGACACGGAACACAACCCGUGCGGGGCCAUAGUGACAGGGUACACUGACCAGCAACCUGACAUCAUAUCAAAUGGCAGCAUUUUAUCAAGCGAGACCAAACAUCAGCGAGCCGAGCUCAGUUACCUGGUGGACAGACCUCGGCGUGUGAACAGUUCGGCUUUCCAAGAAGCGGAUCUCGUUAGCUCUAAAGACAGCGGUCACGGUGACAGCGAGCAGGGCGACAGUGACCAUGACGCCACCAAUCGAGGUCACUCUACCGGUGCUGAUCUCUUCUCUAACUGCACAGAGGAGUGCAAGGCCCUGGGCCACUCUGACCGCUGCUGGAUGCCCUCCUUCGUGCCCUCCGACGGGCGCCAGGCGGCAGACUACCGCAGCAACCUGCACGUGCCAGGCAUGGACUCUGUGCCCGACACUGAGGUAUUUGAAAGCCAAGAGCAAACGGGCGAUAAGUCAUUCUCCACCUUUGGCAAAGAGAUGCCCCUCAGCCACCUCCACCAAAACCACUACCAAAACCACCACCAAAACCACCUCCACCUCAGCCACCACCACCAAAACCACUACCAAAACCAGCUCCACCUCAUCCACCACCAUGCCACCCACAUCAACCAAGCCACGCUAGAGAGGAAAGAGUUUGAGGCGCUUCUGUCUAGCACGCAAGCGCCUUACAAACCUGCCUAUUUGACGAGGAAAAGGGUUUGCUAGCUCCUUUCGCGUGGACAUACCAGAGACCGCAUGACUUUGCACAAUCAGUCAAAACUACAAAAACGAAAUAGAGCAUCAAGUUCCAGACUCCAUUUCCUUUUGCUGUACCACGUCUGACUGACAUUCCUCCUACGGAACACGGAACUCUGUGGACAACAUUCCCUCCUAUUGGAACACUGCCGGCCUUGGAUACUACUAUCUAUGGGACUCUGGAGGGGUUGGAAGUGGUGGGGACGAACAGAGAGACACGGUUAGGAGACGGACAGGCAGACAGCUCUAAACGAGGACCCCACCGCACUCAGCAGGACUGAGACAGAGUUGAAAACGGAACUAAUAGAGAGGGAGGAGAAUGAGGGGGGAGGAGGAGACGAGGGAGGAGGAGGAGGAUGAGGACGAGGACGAGGACGGAGGACGGAGGACGAGGACGGAGGAGGAGGACGAACAUCUCUCCGCUCUGAUUUGUGUGUGCCUGUUUGCAGCACUAAUGUACAUCUUUUAAGAAGAAGAAAAAAAAUAAAAAUAAAAGAACAACAAAAAAAGACACGAAACGGAACAACGACGUCACUGAGCCCUUUAGAUGUUUAUACUCACAGCAGAAGCCAGUUGUACAGGAGAUCUUUGUGCAUUUUAAAUGCAAUACCACUGUUUUAGACUUGACUGUUUUUCUAUUCAGUUUGUGUGGUCAGGUGUCUUCUCCUCAGAGCUACAGUACUUCAACUUUAUAAGGAAAGAUUGUGAUUUUUUUAAGUUCUGCUUUUUCUUUUUUCACCACCUAGUGGGUCUGGACAGUGGUGGGCUUCACCUUUGAAUUCUAAGCUGUUCAGUAGUUUAUAUAAUAUGUGAGAAGUGUUAACUGUACUCUUUUAAAAAGCUUCAAAAUGAAUAUAAAUCUAUAUAUACAUCUAUCUAUAUAUACUUUUUCUGAAGGUGUGCUAUCCAUUUGGUGGGUUUCCUAUUGUGUGUAGACAGAGGUCCAUUUGCUGCUUAAAGUGCUGUAGAACGCUUGGGAUGAUCUUACAGGUUGGGGGCGUUCUUACCAUGAAAACAUAACAGCCUUAUCGUUCACGUGAAACCAAGUUUUCAUCCAGUUUGAUUAUUUCAUUUUUCACUUUUGGAAAUUGAAAGUUGAAAUUCAUGUCUAUAAAUAAAAAAGUGGUAAUAAUUUAGAUUGAAUUCCAUGGUAAUUCUCUGUUAUUGUAACCAAAAAAGGGUCAAUUAAAAAGAACAAAACAAAAAGUGGCCAAAUAAUGAAAGGUGUUGUACACAUUCAGUGUAAAAUCAAAUAUACACACAGUCUCACACAACACACCAACAAUAAACCGAAAAAUGCCAACAAUAAACCGAAAAAUGAGAAAUGUG
Molecule: messenger RNA, 4986 nt
Organism: Coregonus clupeaformis (lake whitefish)
Lineage: Eukaryota; Metazoa; Chordata; Actinopteri; Salmoniformes; Salmonidae
Product: protocadherin-10-like
Biological process (GO): homophilic cell-cell adhesion
Cellular component (GO): plasma membrane
Molecular function (GO): calcium ion binding
Source: RefSeq, a predicted model, not a curated record